Nomascus leucogenys (northern white-cheeked gibbon) is the source of this 2600-nucleotide messenger RNA. RefSeq names its product ribosomal oxygenase 1 (gene RIOX1). Gene Ontology annotation, molecular function: histone H3K36 demethylase activity; histone H3K4 demethylase activity. Gene Ontology annotation, cellular component: nucleolus. NCBI's taxonomy places the organism in Eukaryota, Metazoa, Chordata, Mammalia, Primates, Hylobatidae. The record is from RefSeq and is a predicted model, not a curated record.
UCUUGCCGCUGCCGCUACAGCUUGAAGCCAAACAUUUAAUGAAAGCGAGCGGGAGGGGCCGAAUAGAGGAAUGAUGGGCGUGGCCAACCCCGAGGUGGCUGGAGGCCGCGCCCCCUUCCCAGAGUGCACCGCAGCCGCUGCAUUCAGGAACCGCUUCAGCUUCGGCCCCCGCCAGGCGGGGAACACGGUCUGGUGUGGUCUGGCCAUGGAUGGGCUCCAGGCCAGUGCAGGGCCGUUGAGGCGCGGGCGGCCGAGGCGCCGGCGCAAGCCACAGCCACACAGCGGGUCGGUCCUGGCCCUGCCCUUGAGGCCCAGGAAGAUACGAAAGCAGCUGAGAAGUGUUGUAUCCCGCAUGGCAGCGCUGAGGACGCAGACGCUGCCUAGCGAGGAUUCGGAGGACUCGAGGGUGGAGUCGACGGCAGACGACCUGAGGGACGCGCUACCCGGUGGGGCGGCGGUGGCGGCCGUCCCGGACGCAGCCCGGCGAGAGCCAUACGGCCACCUGGGGCCCGCAGAGCUGCUGGAGGCCUCGCCCGCCGCACGCUCCCUGCAGACCCCGCCGGCGCGCCUGGUGCCCGCUUCCGCGCCGCCCGCGCGCCUGGUGGAGGUGCCCGCCGCGCCGGCCCGGGUGGUGGAGACCUCGGCCCUGCUGUGCACCGCGCAGCACUUGGCGGCCGCCCAGUCGUCCGGGGCCCCUGCGACGGCGCCGGGGCCGCAGGUGGAUAACACGGGUGGGGAGCCGGCCUGGGACUCCCCGCUGCGGCGCGUCUUGGCCGAGCUGAACCGCAUCCCCAGCAGCCGGCGGCGAGCGGCCCGCCUCUUUGAGUGGCUCAUCGCGCCCAUGCCGCCAGAUCACUUCUACCGGCGCCUAUGGGAGCGCGAGGCGGUGCUGGUGCGGCGGCAGGACCACACCUACUACCAGGGACUUUUCUCUACCGCCGACCUGGACUCGAUGCUGCGCAACGAGGAGGUGCAGUUCGGCCAGCACUUGGACGCCGCUCGCUACAUCAACGGGCGACGCGAGACCCUGAACCCACCCGGCCGCGCGCUGCCCGCCGCCGCGUGGUCCCUGUACCAGGCCGGCUGCUCCCUGCGCCUCCUCUGUCCGCAGGCUUUCUCUACCACUGUGUGGCAGUUUUUGGCUGUGCUUCAAGAGCAGUUUGGAAGCAUGGCAGGCUCCAACGUUUACCUCACGCCCCCUAACUCGCAGGGCUUUGCCCCCCACUACGACGACAUCGAGGCCUUCGUGCUGCAGCUGGAAGGUAGGAAACUCUGGCGUGUAUACCGACCCCGAGUCCCAACCGAGGAACUGGCUCUGACAUCCAGCCCCAACUUCAGUCAGGACGACCUCGGUGAGCCGGUGCUGCAGACCGUGCUGGAACCUGGAGAUUUGCUGUAUUUUCCUCGGGGCUUCAUUCACCAAGCUGAAUGCCAGGAUGGAGUCCACUCUCUGCACCUCACCUUGUCCACGUACCAGCGCAAUACCUGGGGUGACUUCUUAGAGGCCAUACUGCCUCUGGCAGUGCAGGCUGCAAUGGAAGAAAACGUGGAGUUUCGGAGGGGUCUGCCCCGAGACUUCAUGGAUUACAUGGGGGCCCAGCAUUCAGAUUCUAAGGAUCCGCGAAGAACCGCUUUCAUGGAGAAGGUGCGGGUCUUGGUUGCCCGCCUGGGACACUUUGCUCCUGUUGAUGCUGUGGCCGACCAGCGAGCCAAAGACUUCAUCCACGAUUCUCUGCCCCCUGUUUUGACUGAUAGGGAGAGGGCACUAAGUGUUUACGGGCUUCCAAUUCGCUGGGAGGCUGGAGAACCUGUAAACGUCGGGGCCCAGUUGACAACAGAUACAGAAGUCCACAUGCUUCAGGAUGGGAUAGCUCGGCUGGUGGGUGAGGGGGGCCACUUGUUUCUCUAUUACACAGUGGAAAACUCCCGUGUGUAUCAUCUGGAAGAACCCAAGUGCUUGGAAAUAUACCCCCAGCAAGCUGAUGCCAUGGAACUGUUGCUUCGUUCUUACCCAGAGUUUGUGAGAGUGGGGGACCUGCCCUGUGACAGUGUGGAGGACCAGCUUUCCUUGGCAACCAUGUUGUAUGAUAAGGGGCUGCUGCUCACCAAGAUGCCUCUAGCCCUAAAUUAGUUUCUUGUUGAUUGCUGGAAACAAGGUAGUAGUGAUUCUCCCCUGCCACUGCUACCUUUUUUUUUUUUUUUUUCUUAAACUCAUGUUCUUACCUUGAUAACCAUCAGUGUGCUCACAUUUACCUUUAUGACUGCUUCAGUGUCACAAACCUCGGAAGGUCUUCUAGGAAGAACCAUCUCAUCUAGGUACAAAAGGAAAAGGAGAAGUUGGAGGUAGAAAAAAAAACCUUGAUCCGUGAUCAUUUCAGAGCACCAACUUCAUCACCUUCAGGCUUCAGUGUACUGGGUAGCACUGACCAUGUCAUUCUGCUUGAGACAGACAUUAGAUUUUUUUUUGGAAUUUGGAUCUUUCAUCUGAGUUCUUUUUCAUCAGUUUGGGGGGCGGGGGCGGGGUCAGUAUCCUGUUUGUUAUUGUUAAAUUUGUAUGAACCUUAGAAAAGUUAUUAAAGUGCCAAAGAAUGUUUCCCUUU